CUCAGCCCUCGGAGAGGUUCGCGCCAACGGCUCAGAGAAAACGUGAAGAAUCCAAUCUGCAAAACCCGAGUCUGGGAGAGGGGCUUCGGUGCGCGGUGGAAUUUGCAGACGCUCCCUGCUGGCGGAGACAGCCUGACCUGUCCUUCAGCCCGGGACCUUCGGCGGGUCCCGGCCCGACGGACCCGAGUGCUAGUGGAGGCGGAGGCGGCAGCGGAGCCAGUGCCGGCUGCAGUGGCUGAGGCCGCGGCGGGAGAGUUAUGUCGGAGCCGCGGCCGCGGGGCACCGAGCGCGACCUCUACCGGGACACGUGGGUGCGAUACCUAGGCUAUGCCAAUGAGGUGGGGGAGGCUUUCCGCUCCCUGGUGCCAGCUGCUGUGGUGUGGCUGAGCUAUGGUGUGGCCAGCUCCUACGUGCUGGCGGAUGCCAUUGACAAAGGCAAGAAGGCGGGAGAGGUGCCAAGCCCUGAAGCAGGCCGCAGCACAAGGGUGACCGUGGCUGUAGUGGACACCUUUGUAUGGCAAGCUCUGGCUUCUGUGGCCAUUCCAGGUUUCACUAUCAACCGUGUGUGUGCUGCCUCUCUCUAUGUCCUGGGCACUGCCACCCGCUGGCCUCUGGCUGUCCGCAAGUGGACCACCACUGCGCUUGGGCUGUUGACCAUCCCCAUCAUUAUCCACCCCAUUGACAGGUGGGUCGGUGGACUUCCUGCUGGACUCCAGCCUGCGCAAGUUCUACCCGUCAUUGGGGAAGCCCAGCUCCUCUUAACCUCACCCUAGUACGUGGCCUGUGCACUGACCUGCUUUGUACCAGUUCCCACUCCUGCCAGAGCAUGUGGGUGCCUGGCUCCCCAGGAUCCAAGGCACUGGUACCUGAGUGGGUUUGAGCUAGAUGGAAGCUUAGAGACAAAGGCUUCAAGGAGCAGCGGCCACAGCGAGUCACAGACAGAGGCUGAACCUGAACUCUGACUACUUCCCUGGAAUCUGUGAUGCUGAGGGGGAGUGGACCCCGGGUGGGUUCAGCGCUGUCAUUUGACAGGAAAGUUACAUCCUCCCGUGGAGGAUGAGGAGACUGAGGCUCAGGGAGGGCAAGGAAUAUGCCCAAGAUCACAUGGCAAACUGGGCACCUGGGACCCCCAGUUGCCUGGCCGAGUCACCUCAUGGCAGUAGACACUCAGGAAGAACGCAGAACUCAGUAACUGGACACCUCAGGACAGAUUAUCUGGCCAGCACCCCUGGUGCAGGGGCUUCCGGGGCGAUGCUGGAGGGCAAGACAGCCAGCCUCCAGCUAAGCACUGGCUAGGCCCCCCUGGACCCAAUAAAUCCUCAAAGAAGUUGA
Carlito syrichta (Philippine tarsier) is the source of this 1332-nucleotide messenger RNA. RefSeq names its product mitochondrial fission process 1 (gene MTFP1). NCBI's taxonomy places the organism in Eukaryota, Metazoa, Chordata, Mammalia, Primates, Tarsiidae. Gene Ontology annotation, cellular component: mitochondrion. Gene Ontology annotation, biological process: mitochondrial fission. The coding region runs from base 258 to 773 and encodes 171 amino acids. The transcript is spliced from 4 exons. The record is from RefSeq and is a predicted model, not a curated record.